GUCAGCGCGCUCGGGAGCCGCCCUCGGCGGCGGGGCAGGAAGUGCUGGAGUCCAGGGAAUCAGAAUCCUCCCAUGGCGAGCCCGGGACGCGCGCCCUGGCGGCUGCCGCUCCUCGCGCUGCUGCUGCUGCUGCCCCUGGGGCGGGCGGCGGACGCCGGGUGGGGCGGGGAGGGCAGCAGCCCGCGGCUGCAGAGCAUCUUCCUGGGCCGCUGCGCCGAGUACAUCACGCUGCUGAGCCCGCAGCCCGGGGACAAGAACUGCACAGCCAUCUGGGAAGCCUUCAGAGUGGUGCUGGACAAAGAUCCGUGCUCUGUGCUCCCCUCGGACUAUGACCUCUUCAUUAACCUGUCUAGGCACCCCAUUCCCAGAGACAAGUCCCUGUUCUGGGAAAAUAACCACCUCCUCGUUGCUGGCUAUUCGGAGAACACCCGUCGCUUUAUGCCUCUGUGUGAUGUUCUGUAUGGUCGGGUUGGAGAUUUCUUGAGUUGGUGUCGACAGAAAAAUGCCUCUGGACUCGAUUACCAAUCCUGCCCUACGUCAGAAGACUGUGAAAACAACGCUGUGGAUUCCUACUGGAAGAGGGCCUCCAUGCAGUAUUCAAGGGAUAGUUCUGGGGUGAUCUAUGUGAUGUUGAAUGGUUCAGAGCCAAAAGGAGCCUAUCCCAUCAAAGGUUUUUUUGCAGAUUUUGAAAUUCCCUACUUGCAGAAGGAUAAAGUCACACAAAUAGAGAUCUGGGUCAUGCAUGAAAUCGGAGGACCUAAUGUGGAAUCCUGUGGAGAGGGCAGCGUGAAGAUCCUGGAAGACAGACUGGAGGCCCUGGGCUUCCGGCACAGCUGUGUUAACGAUCACACACCAGUGAAGCUCCUGAUGUGCGUGGAUCACAGCACUCAUCCUGACUGCGCCUUCGCCUCGUCAGCGAUGGCGGCGGCUGAGAGAGGAGCCCCGCCUCGUUCUACAGCACACAGCUCCACCCUCCUCGCGGCUCUGUUAGUGGCUUUGGCUUCAGGCUCCCAGAUGUGAUCUCAGCUGUGCUGUUUUAGCAGCUGCCAGCCACACCUGCCUGUGCUGUCUUCCGUCCCGCUCUGCAUUUGCCAAGCAAUCCUGUUCCCCAAAGAUGCUUCUGUCUGGUAAAAUGAUGUCCUGAGGUCAUUUUUCAGUGCUUUUCAUGCUCAGGAUUCUGGAAACAAGGAACUAAUUUAGUCCUGUUUGCAGGUUAAAUCUGUGGCCUUAAAAUUAAACCAAUUUUUGAUUUUCUUGCUUUUAUGAUAGUGCCAAGUCUUGAGACCCCCCAAGUGCUGCAUAAUCUUUUUAAAAAAAUUUUUAUUUUUUUGGUACCAGGGAUCAAACUCGGGACCUUGUACUUGUGAGGCAGGCAGUGGCACCACUGAGCUAACUCCAUGGUCCCUUGCAUAACCUUAUACAAUCAAAUAUUUAGAGGGGCCGGGGAUUUAGCUCAGUAGUUACAUCACCUACCUUGCUAGCGCAAGGACCCAAGUUCAAUCCCCAGUACCCAAAAAAAAAAAAAAAAUUUAGAAAAUUCUAAUAGAACAGUAUUUUGUAUUUUCAGUAUUUUUCUGUAUCUCCAGAAGUGUACAAUGCAGGGUGGUUGAUAUAUGUAUACCAUAUAAUAUAUACAUAUAUAUCAGAUAUGCAAAUACUUCCAUCUAAAGAGAUUUAUUUAAAGGCUACAUAUGGUAAGGAAACAAUCCAAAUGUCCAAUAAUAUUUACAUAUUUAUUGGAACUGUUUAGACCUGCUUGCCUAAGCUUUGGUGUAGCUGUAGGAUGGAAUAUCAUCCAAAAGUAAAAGUCAUGCGUAUCAAUGCAGAUGGCCUUGAACUGGGGAAUAGAUAAAUUAACUGGGUGCAUCUCCACAAUGGAAUAGUGCUCAGCGGUGAAAAGUGAUUAACUCUUGAUAACGCCUGCAGCAGCAUGGAUGAAACUCAAAUCAUUAUGCGAAGGGGAAGAUGCCAGACCAAACGACUGUGCACUGUGUGGCUCCGUGUGUACAGCCUUCUGGGAGGGGCAGAGCUGUAGGAAAGAGAGCAGGUCAGGAGCUGCUGGGGAGAGGGGAACGGGUGUCAGGACGAGGCAGAGGGGCCAAGUUAGAGGGACAGGGAGCGAAGUCCUGGUCUGGUCUGUACCUUGAUGGUGGUGGCUUGGUACACGAAUCUGUGUAUUUUCAUCACUCUCAGAGCUAUACAUCAAAAAGAAUAAAUCUCACUGUAUUUAAAUGAAAGGAAAUGUCUUCAAAGAGUAUUUAAUAAUAUAGGAAAACUGUCAGUGAUAAGUGAAAAAAUACUACAUAGGUUAUAAAGCUAUUAUACAAUUCAGUUGUUUGAAACAAUACAGAUUAAUUAAUUUUUUGGUUUUUUGGAAACAGGGUCUUACUGUGUAGUUCAGGCUGGCUUUGAACUUAUGGUGAACCUCCUGCCUCAGCCUCCUGAGUGCUGGGAUUACAGGCUUGUACCACUGUUAUCGGAAUCUCCUGGUUUUUGAAUUUCCUGGAUGGCUACACCAAAAUGCUACCUGGUACCUUCUUAAAGUGGCUUGCCAAAUAAAUAUUAUUGGAUUUUA
Molecule: messenger RNA, 2575 nt
Organism: Heterocephalus glaber (naked mole-rat)
Lineage: Eukaryota; Metazoa; Chordata; Mammalia; Rodentia; Bathyergidae
Gene: Bst1
Product: bone marrow stromal cell antigen 1
Biological process (GO): positive regulation of B cell proliferation
Cellular component (GO): plasma membrane
Molecular function (GO): NAD+ nucleosidase activity, cyclic ADP-ribose generating; phosphorus-oxygen lyase activity
Source: RefSeq, a predicted model, not a curated record